Molecule: messenger RNA, 979 nt
Organism: Trichoderma atroviride IMI 206040
Lineage: Eukaryota; Fungi; Ascomycota; Sordariomycetes; Hypocreales; Hypocreaceae
Source: RefSeq, a predicted model, not a curated record
CUGCUCUGCUCAGACUAGACACUCCAUCUCAGUCACCGAUUCUCUCUCUCGAACGAGUCCCAACCACACCGACGCAACCAUGAGCGGCUACUACAACGAAGACAACAAAUACCCGCCCCAGGAGGGCUACCACCACCAGCAGCAAGGCGGCUCCGCCAACUCCUACUACGAGCAGGGCAACAACGACCAGUACCGCACACAAUACCAGCAGCCUCCGCCGCCCUACGGCCAGCAGGGCUACGGCCAGCAGGGCUUUGGCGGCGAGCCCCAGGACGGCGAGCGAGGCAUGAUGGGCGCCCUGGCCGGCGGUGCUGCCGGAGCCUUUGGCGGCGCCAAGAUCGGCGGCCAGGCCACGGGCCACUCCAAGACCAGCGGCGUCGUCGGCGCCAUCGUCGGCGCCAUUGCCGGCUCGAAGCUGCAGGACGGCGUUUCCGACUGGCGGCACGAGCGAAAGGACGAGAAGCAGGACGCCGAGCGCUGGGAGGCCGAGCAGCGGCGGAGACGUGAGGAGGAGCGCCACGAGGAGCGCUACGAGGAGCGCAGACACCGCAGCCGGUCCCGAAGCCGAUCCCGCAGCCACUCUCGCCGGCGUCGCUCGCACAGCUCCAGCAGCAGCUCCAGCCGCUCGUCGCACCACCGCCGUCGCUCGGGCUCCCGGUCUCGCGGCCACACCAUCACGGUUCAGCAGGGCGAGACGCUGCGAGGCAUUGCUGCCCGCUAUGGAACGUCGUAUGAGGAGAUUGCGAGGCACAACGGCAUUGAUAACCCGGAUAUGAUUUACCCUGGCCAGGUCCUGAGGGUGCCUGGACGGUAUUAGAGCUUGUGUGCUGCUGCUCUAGUUUAGCAUGAUGGAUGCGUUUUUGAUGAUUGUAAUGACGGUGGAUGAUUAUCUGCCACUUGGAUGAAAGGACCUUGGAGACCAAGUAACUGCGCCUUGGUCCUUGGUCUAACCAAAUAAAAAAAAUAAACCUAAUUUCAC